This is a messenger RNA of Miscanthus lutarioriparius, 486 nucleotides long. The record is from the annotation of a GenBank genome assembly. NCBI's taxonomy places the organism in Eukaryota, Viridiplantae, Streptophyta, Magnoliopsida, Poales, Poaceae.
AUGGCGUCGAAGGCGCUUCUCCUCUUGGCGGCCGCCGUGGUCGCGGCGGCGUGCGUGGUCGGCGCCGCGGACGCCAAGUUCGGCCGCCUGGGCCGGCUCGUCAUCACCGGCGUCGUGCCCUGCAACACCGGCAGCCUCAUCGACAUCGCCACCUCCCCCGCCUUCCCGAACGCGGAUGUGGAGCUGCGGUGCGCGGGCAAGGUGGUGGCGGGCGCGACGACCAACACCAACGGCACCUUCUCCGUGGAGCUGGACAUGACCAACGCGCUGGCGGCCUUCAUCGGCGGCUGCACGCUGGUGGUGGACACGCCGCUGAUCAAGUGCAACGCCGACCUCACCGACGUCGGCAGCCCGUGUCCUACCCUAGGGCCUGCUCACCCGUCUGCUCGCGGCAUCUUCCACCUGCCCCGGCGGCAUCUUUCCACCUCUUCCCUGCCGGAUUCUCCUUCCACGCCCGACGAGCCUGAUUUCAUGUCGAAUGUUUAG